AUGUCUAGUAAAUAUGCUAAUUUUCGUCAGAAGCUUGUCCCUCUUGCAUUGCGAUUGUUUGAGCGUCCAAAAGUGAAGGAGUCAGUAAAUUCGCUAAAGUCGAUACUUGAAACCAACCGACACUUUGAUAUCAUUAAGACCUCCUUCGAUUCUCUUACGAACAAUGUACAUGCUAAGUUGGAUAGAUCCGUGAAUAAUUUCUCUUCGAUUUACGACAAAAUUACGGGUAGGGAAUCUGUCAGGAAAGCUGGCGUCGAUCUUUUGACGGCAGAGCAAGAAUUUUUGAAUUGUCAGUUGUGUCGUAGAAAUUGUCAGCAAAAGUUAUUCGCUGUCCAAAAAAAGCGGUCAGAAAUCAGUAAACAGCUAGAUUUGCUUUCUCGUGCUGACGACGCUUUCCUUCCAUUAAUUACCAAGGAACAUGAACUAGCCCGAGAAGAGGCUGACCUGUUAACUCAAUAUCGAGAUGCAGAUAUUUCAGAACGUGCGGCUUACGAAAAGUUCGCAAGCCUCUUGCGUUAUUUGCACGCAGAAGAGCGAACUUACGAUAUGCGAAUGCGACAGUGGGCCUUAAUUGGUUCGAUAACCGUUGGAUUUCUUUCAGCUUUCGUCACUUGGCUCCGUUUUCGUUCGCCCAGGCUAGAAGCCGUAAGUCUGCCAUCUUCUAAAUGUCCUUAUGGCGAAUUCUGCCUUUUUGUCCUCGGCAGAAGGCAUUACUCGGUCAGGAUAAUUCUUCGUCCAUAA
Messenger RNA from Mesocestoides corti, 741 nucleotides. The record is from the annotation of a GenBank genome assembly. Lineage: Eukaryota; Metazoa; Platyhelminthes; Cestoda; Cyclophyllidea; Mesocestoididae.